CCCACUGUGAGAGCUCACGAUGACAUCAAGAGCAACGUCCAGCGAUUGGUCAGGAAAGAGCCUUGGAGUGGUAGGUGUGGAACACUGUUUAUAAGCCCUUUGCUGUGUUUCAACCCUGCAUCACCUCUCCUGGUCUGCACAGUGAGGUUGUGCACACAGGCAGCAUUUGCACAGUUCACUGCCUUCAUUCGUGGGGAUUCACCACCAGCAUGACUCAGUGAAGGUCAGAUUGUACUUCAUGAGCUGUCCGCAGGUGACUGAAGAAGCCAGCAAGGGAAGUUGAGCAGGCUGCUACACGUGAGCUUCAGAUUCCGGCCAGCGAUGUACAACAGCAAUUUCUCACGUCCUGCAUUUGGACUGGAGGUCAAGGACAUUCAGAAGUCCAACGGCAAAAGCUGUGGCUACUACCUAAGGAUCAUCUUCUUCUUUUCCUCGCUGAUCCAGUCUCUCAUCAUUGUCAGCUUGGUGCUCUUCCUGGUGUACGGCCAACCGGAGCAGUCCGUGGAGGGCAAGAGGGUGCAGGACCUGGAGCACAGUUUGAAACAGGUGAACUCAGAGAACCAAGUUCUGAAGCAGCAGGAAAAGAACUUUACUGAGGUGCUGGAGAAAAAGAAUGCCGAGAAAAAUCAGUGUGAACUAGAUAAAAAGAAAGCUGAACUCAGAUGUUCUGUUCCAGUCAAAUGUCCCAGUCAGGUUCCAGUAAUCAACCCUGCAACAAUUGCUAUGAAGACCUUGGAGAGUAAGAAGCAGCAGCUGGAAACUACAUUGAAACAGGUGGAGAGCAACUUCACCCGAACAACUCAAGAGCUCAAGAGCAAGAUGGAGGACACCACCAAGACUCUUGACAGGUUACAGCUGGAGAAGCAAAAUGCGGAGGAGCAGCUGAGAACAUACACUAAACUCUGCAAGGAGGAUUUCACCACACCCCUGAAGGGUAUACAGGACGUCACCAGAGCAUUUCUAACAAAGAUCGACAACUUGUUUUUACCCACUACUUUCCCCCUGAGCUGUGAAAAUCAGCAGAAGCAAAUAGAAAAAGUCCGCUCAAGCUGCACAAACCUCUCGAAAGACAUCGAGGAGAAGUUCCAGAAUUACCUGGACAACGUGGGAGAAAAAGUCACCAACAUCCAGGACGAGCGCAGCAAGCUGAUGGCGGAGAACGCACAGCUGGCUGAGAGUGUCAAACAGUGUCCCCAGAAGCGCGUGGGUAGGGCAGUGCCACCCGACACCCCGCCCCAGGACAAUGGCACAGAAAGAAAGGAAGGGUGGCAGAAUCCUGAAAACCAGGAGGUCCUGCUGGAAGAGAAGGACAACAUGCUCAACAUGUCAAAGAGAAACAUCAUGGGCCCUGGAUGGACUCCAAGUGACUUCCAGGUAAACAAUUACAAACAUGUAAACAAGUAUGGGAGAUUCAAGACCGCAGAGUACUGAAAAGAGGAAAGAAUUAAGGAAAUAAGUACUAUGUUUGUAUUUACACAUUUUAACAAUCUUGCACUGUACUC
Molecule: messenger RNA, 1502 nt
Organism: Scleropages formosus (Asian bonytongue)
Lineage: Eukaryota; Metazoa; Chordata; Actinopteri; Osteoglossiformes; Osteoglossidae
Product: plasmalemma vesicle-associated protein-like
Exons: 3
Coding region: 322-1431 (369 amino acids)
Biological process (GO): positive regulation of cellular extravasation; regulation of vascular permeability
Source: RefSeq, a predicted model, not a curated record